AUGCGGCCGCUGCUGCCACCUCAGCUUUCCUCCCGGGCAGCACGCUGCGGCAAAACCUCACGUCGCCUAGCGAUGGCGCGGAGCGGGGACACGGAUUGUGCCGGCCUGUCGGAGACUUCCGCUUCCGGGGCCACGGCCAUCGCUCUCCCGGGCUUCGAGGGCUAGCCUGGCGACGUGCAGUGUCACACCUUGGUCCUCAGGGCCCCUAAAUCUCGGUCUCCCUCGCUUCGCAGCCUGCCACCUUCGCUUGGCUGUCCGCCUCCUCAGCCAGCCAUGCUGGAGCAUUUGAGCUCGCUGCCCACGCAGAUGGAUUACAAGGGCCAGAAGCUAGCUGAACAGAUGUUUCAGGGAAUUAUUCUUUUUUCUGCAAUAGUUGGAUUUAUCUACGGGUACGUGGCUGAACAGUUCGGGUGGACUGUCUAUAUAGUUAUGGCCGGAUUUGCUUUUUCAUGUUUGCUGACACUUCCUCCAUGGCCCAUCUAUCGCCGACAUCCUCUCAAGUGGUUACCUGUUCAAGACUCCAGCACAGAAGACAAGAAACCAGGCGAAAGAAAAAUUAAGAGGCAUGCUAAAAAUAAUUGAGGUUUUCAUUAUUCAGCACCUGGUUUUUGUUUCCUGUGAGAUGAGCUAAAUUGCUUUCAUACCCCAAAUAUGAGCUAAAACCACCUAAUAAUGCUCUUAUGGCACAGCUGUGUAUAGAUUUAGUUCUCUUUAUAUUUCAUUUCUAGCCCAGUUGGGUUUUGAUUUAUGUAAGUAGUUUAGAUCUUCUCUUCAUAAUCUUGCUCUGAAAUGAGGAAGAGAACCCAAGUCUGCAGUUUCAGGUAUAAAUAAUGAAGAAUAAAUGCCUCAUAAAUGAUAGUACAAUGUAUCAAAGUUUUAUAAUUCAUUAGGAGUUGUUAAACCAUGUUAAUGUUUCCAAUUAAAACUCAUAGUGCAA
Molecule: messenger RNA, 937 nt
Organism: Callithrix jacchus (white-tufted-ear marmoset)
Lineage: Eukaryota; Metazoa; Chordata; Mammalia; Primates; Cebidae
Gene: SPCS1
Product: signal peptidase complex subunit 1
Biological process (GO): protein targeting to ER
Cellular component (GO): signal peptidase complex; membrane
Source: RefSeq, a predicted model, not a curated record